CGCGCGUGUUCCGGUUUCCCCCGCGGAGGCUGCCGCGCGCGGAAGCAGCGGUUUGCAAAGAGGUGCAUGGCGCUGAGCGGAGAUGGCGCGGCUCCGGCUGUAUCCCGGGAGCUGCUUUCCGCGGGGAGCGGAGGAGGUAUUCAUGAGACACUAUUGCUAAAUUCAAAGCAUGCUAAGAAGAAAGCCAUGAGCUUACAGACGGUCAGGCUUCCAAGGAGCAACCUUUUGGACAGGGUGCAGAACUUUCUACCACAGAUGGCCAACGCAAAUGACGAGCUAAGAAGAGAAAUGGAAAACACCCCUGUUCAAGAGUUUGAUAUUGAACAUGUGGAUGCUUCAGUUGAAAAUGUCAUUGAAAUGAAUGUGGCUUUGGUUGAACUGAACAGCUCUGAUACAGAGGAAGAAGAUUCAGGCUCGGAAGAUGACUCCGAAAGCGAGGACAGUUCUGUUUGUGAAGAAGUGACCGUCGACAACAUUAAGUUUCCUAAACCGAAAGGAGAAGGCAGAAUAGAAAUUUUGGACCCUAGAAGUACUGAGUAGAUGUUUGCUGUCUCAGAUUUCGAUUCAUGUUACAAGCCAUGUAUCAUAACUUGAAAAAAAUUCUCUUGAAAAGCUAGUUUGCUUCCAGGUGUGCUACCUGCAGACUGCAUCUCUCAUUCCUAAGAGGCAUGGAAGAUCACUUCAGUCCAAGCCCCAAGAUGAAAAAGAUUAAUAAGGAUCGUCAGGAGCUUAAUAUGGGGGCGGGCAGGGUGGGGGGAGGAAGCACUGAAUCAGGCAGACAGAAAAUACCCGUCAGGCCAAUUGGUGCUUUAAAUUGUAUUCCUAUUUAUUGAUGGAAGCAAUUAUUAGGUUAUAGUGGCUACAUGGAAACUGGCAAUGCUUCUGUCAUGUGCUGGAAGCAUGUAGAUUCUUCUAGUUAUUGGAGAGUCUUGUUUAGCUGCUACCCUGAAUACCUUUCAAAUUGGGGUGAGCUGUGAUGAGUGACCCUUGCGUGUUACUUUGCAACAGCUUCAGCAUGGCAGCUGUAACCUAAGAGCUGAUUUUAGGUCUGCUAUAAUGGGGAGAGAGAAUUGCAUUGGCCUCUUAAGGGGAGGUUCCAGCUGUGGAUAGGUAGCAGCAGCAGGACCAGUCAAAACAUUUCUUGUACAUAGAGGGGAUCACAAGGGAAGCCGCUGAAAGUCCUUUAGCCUAUUUUUCUGAUCCCAAACGUAUAUGUGUAAAUGCUCAGAUUAAGGACAAACUAUCUAGCCUUAUAUCGGAAGUGUUUUCCUCAAAAUUCUGCAGGAUGGUUGAGUGGGCAGCAGUCCUGUUACGCAUUUGAAAUUGGGAUAUUUCCUAUGUUUUCAUAAAGAAGAUGUGGGUUUGUUAAAUAAAUAACUACUAUUUUCAA
This is a messenger RNA of Podarcis raffonei (Aeolian wall lizard), 1390 nucleotides long. RefSeq names its product NOP protein chaperone 1 (gene NOPCHAP1). The coding region runs from base 67 to 540 and encodes 157 amino acids. The record is from RefSeq and is a predicted model, not a curated record. Gene Ontology annotation, molecular function: box C/D methylation guide snoRNP complex binding. Lineage: Eukaryota; Metazoa; Chordata; Lepidosauria; Squamata; Lacertidae. The transcript is spliced from 4 exons. Gene Ontology annotation, biological process: box C/D snoRNP assembly.